Messenger RNA from Medioppia subpectinata, 1841 nucleotides. The record is from the annotation of a GenBank genome assembly. Lineage: Eukaryota; Metazoa; Arthropoda; Arachnida; Sarcoptiformes; Oppiidae.
GUCCUAAAGGCCCGCAGGGAGAAGAGGGCAAAAAGGGUGACGUCGGAUUCCCUGGACUUCCAGGAAGAGUAGGAGUGCCAGGUCCUAUGGGACCUCCCGGUCCAUCGGGCCCUCAGGGGGCGCCCGGAAUACACGGUUUGAAAGGCUCAAUGGGAGAUCUCGGUAGACCGGGAAACCCGGGACCGCCCGGAUCUCAUGGACCACAAGGAAUACCCGGCCCUAAAGGACAGGCGGGAGAAGCGGUAAUAAAGGAUCUAUUGGACAACCGGGACCUCAAGGUAUUCCAGGACCUGUUGGCGAAAGAGGGACCUCAGGGACAGCGCGGGUCUCAGGGCGAGAGAGGAAACGAUGGAAAGGCCGGUAAAGACGGAGAACAGGGACCGCAAGGAAAUCCCGGUCCGGCGGGUCCGAUGGGACCAAUCGGUGAACAGGGAUUACAGGGAAAUUCUGGUAAAGAAGGACCACCAGGACCUGCGGGCAGACCCGGAGAUAAGGGCCCAAUCGGAAGCCCUGGUGCUCCCGGACCACAGGGCACACCAGGACUGCCCGGUCCUAUCGGCCCAACCGGAGCGGGAGGUCCUCCGGGUGAGAGAGGAUCCGCGGGUGAAUCGGGACCGCGCGGUGUUCCCGGACCUCAGGGGUCGAGAGGACUGCCGGGAACUCCCGGUAAUCCCGGACUCAAAGGAGACACUGGAUAUCAAGGUUUGGCUCAAACAGUGAAAAGGGAGAUAAAGGACAUCGAGGGCUCAUUGGGAUUGCCGGGACAGGCGGGUCCGGCUGGAGACAAAGGUCCGAUCGGUUCAACGGGUCCGUCAGGAUCUCCGGGCGCUCCCGGAGCUAAGGGUCCGCCGGGAAGAGAUGGAGCGCAGGGCUCGCCGGGAGUGUCGGGUCCGAUGGGGCCGAGGGGUGAACGAGGAAACGACGGCAAACCGGGUAACCCUUUGGCAACUCUUUCAUGCCAACCGGGAGAGAGAGGACCGGCAGGACCUGCAGGAUCUCCGGGCGAACCGUUCGCUUACGAUGCGGCGGCUUUGGCGGCCAUUUUGAACCAAUCGGGCGGACAAACUAAAGGACCGGACCCUAUGCUCGGCGAUCAACCGAAUCGUCUCUUUUCAACCGAUGUAUCGCUUGAGGAGAAAAAGAAAAUAGUUUUCGAGUUUUACGACCAACUCGUCAAAGAGUACGAGAAACUGAGGCGACCCACAGGUGAGAGGGACUCACCCGCCAAGACAUGCAAAGACUUGUCUCAAUUGCAUCCACACUUCGAAAGCGGUAAAACAUUGACCACAUUUUGGGGAGUCUAUUAUAUCGAUCCGAACGAAGGAAAUUCAAACGAUGCCAUUCAAGCCUAUUGUGAUAUGUCUACGAAGUCGACGUGUGUUAUGCCGGCGCCCAUCACUGUUCCCGUCAGAGCUUAUAAUAAAGAAUCCAAAUUUGGACACAAUUGGUUCAGUGAAAUGAAAGGAGGAUUUACUUUUGCAUACAAAGCGGAUAGCAUUCAAAUAAACUUUUUGCAACUCUUGAGCCAAAACGCUGUCCAGAAUAUCACAUAUGUUUGCAAAAAUUCGGUCGCUUUUUAUGAUGAAGCGAAACACACGCACAGAAAGGCUGUAAAACUAAUGACUUAUAAUGACAUAGAGCUGACCGCCGAUGGAAAUCAUAUGUUCACCUAUCAGGCCAUUAGAGAUGGCUGUCAGAAACAUAACGACCAAUUGGACAGCACUGUUAUUGAAUAUAAGACGGAUAAACCGCAGAGACUUCCACUUCUCGACAUCGCUGUCAGGGAUAUUGGAGGGAAGGAUCAAGAGUUUGGUCUAGAGUUGGGUCCCGUUUGCUUCAAU